Messenger RNA from Leptinotarsa decemlineata (Colorado potato beetle), 505 nucleotides. RefSeq names its product glycogenin-1-like. The record is from RefSeq and is a predicted model, not a curated record. Lineage: Eukaryota; Metazoa; Arthropoda; Insecta; Coleoptera; Chrysomelidae.
AUCGAAAUUAACCGAAGUGUUCAACGUGGUGCAAGAAGUAAAUCUGCUGGACUCUCGAGACGAGGAGAACCUCCGGCUACUGAAAAGGCCCGAGCUGGGAGUAACCUUCACGAAAUUGCAUUGUUGGCGUCUCACGCAGUUCGACAAAUGUGUAUUUUUGGAUGCAGACACGCUGGUGCUAGAGAAUUGCGAUGAACUAUUCGACAGAGAAGAAUUGUCAGCCGCUCCAGAUGUAGGUUGGCCAGAUUGUUUCAACUCUGGCGUGUUUGUUUUCCGUCCUUCAAAUGAAACCUACAAAAAAAUCAUUAGAUUUGCCAUGGAAAAGGGCAGCUUUGAUGAUAUUCCCAACGGAUCCUCUGACUUGUCAGGCGAGUAUUUAGCCUUAUAUCCAUGCAGGAGACCUCAUGGAUGUGGGCAACCUUCUUUCCCAUAUCCAUGGGAAGGAGCCAACAGUCACGAACCAGAGAAAAACUGCUCUUUGAGAGACUCUUCUGAGUCGCAAUGA